This is a messenger RNA of Cantharellus anzutake, 2409 nucleotides long. RefSeq names its product Endonuclease/exonuclease/phosphatase. The record is from RefSeq and is a predicted model, not a curated record. Gene Ontology annotation, molecular function: catalytic activity. NCBI's taxonomy places the organism in Eukaryota, Fungi, Basidiomycota, Agaricomycetes, Cantharellales, Hydnaceae. The transcript has 2 exons. The coding region runs from base 1 to 2409 and encodes 802 amino acids.
AUGUAUGAGACCGCGAAAGCAGAGAGACCAAAAGACGGAAAAGAGGACUACAACUGGAUCGCCCUCGGACAUGACCUCGAGAAAUUCGUAGCACAUGGACUCCGCCCAUCCCGCCUGCUAGAAGGAGCUAACCCAGCCAGAGCUGAAGAAUGGAUGCGCACAGAAGGAGCUAUCCUGGCUGUGCCACUGGAUGCGGCCUACAACGAAGAAAAUGCGUGCAACUUCCAAACUAAUAUGGAAAUCUUCAUUGAAAGAGCCUUCCCGGACCAAACAAAGAGAGUAAGAAUCAUUCCCCCCUUCCCUGCUGAGGUAGGAAAGAAAAACUACGGGCAGUACGCCCAACCGUGGGGCUUCCUAGUCCAAGGUCUUAACCCACCCUAUGCCGACCUCCUGGUCAACGAACACCUCUGGAUAUGCCGGAAAUUUGGGUUUAUAGCGAUAGACCUGAAACUUAGACCAACAACCUUUGUCGCCUCAUUAAUUGGUAUGAGCAAAAGACUCAAGGAUGAGGAGGACAUCGUCACAGCCGUCCAAGACACAAUUGUGGACACGAAUGGGUUAUUCCUCCCAUUCCUAGCACAAAUGGACAUGACAUCCGACCAAGUCAUGGAUAUCGUAGACAGUGUCCAAGCCACCCCACGAGGAUAUGCCCUGAAUGGCAAAGACACCGCAGACAACAUAAACGAAAAACGGAAACCCACCACGGACAGUGCAGUCACCAUGUGGGAAAUCCAUGUGCAACCCCCCCUCAGCGUGCUAACUGACACUCGAGACUCCCUUCACGACGAAUGGAUUCAGAUAUUCAAAUCGGCAACCUUUAAACCCAAUGAAAGAUACCGAGGAUCGGAAAACGGACAAUCCCAAACCCCAACUAGUCCACUCCGCCUGAGAGGCGGCAGAGACCCAAAAACAGUCUCAGGACAAAUCCAGAUAGCAGCCCUCAACAUCAAAGGCGCAAACAGCAACCGCACGAAGAAGAAAUGGACCUCGAUCACUAACAUGAUGAUUAAUCAUAAAAUUGCUAUCAUGGCCGUUUCUGAGACUCACACAGAUGGUCCCCUAGCAGAAAACCUAGAACACAGACACAAAGACAAAUUCCACAUCCUACACUCUCAUGACCCUGACCACACACGAGCAAAUGGGGUUGCACUAAUAAUCAAUAAGAACAUGAUUAGAAACGACCCAGAAGGGACAACGGACCUCAUACCCGGCCGAGCCCUCAUGACUACGGUAGAAUGGCCUGCAGGCAUAAAGAAUAAUAUCAUUGCAGUAUAUGCCCCAAACAUCAACGGAGCCGGAACCAACAAUGCGAACUUCUGGAACACACUAGCCACCCGGACAAACGGCCUCCCUGUCAACAUCAUCCUCGGGGAUUUCAAUGUUGUUGAGGAAUCCUUGGACCGCUUCCCCCCGCACAGAGAUGUGGAUAGCGCAGUAAAUGCCCUGAAAACCCUAAUGGAAGAUAAAAGCCUAGAAGAUGGCUGGUGCCUAGCCAACCCCCCACCCACAACGAACUUUACCUUUGGGCACACAUUGGGCACCCACCUGUCACGAAUCGACAGAAUCUACACAUCAGGUGAACUUUACAAUAAGGCCCUAACAUGGAGCAUCGAAAACUCGGACUUACCAACAACAGAUCACCAGAUGAUCAUGGUCACUAUCCAUGACCAGAAAUCGCCUUACAUAGGCAAAGGGAGGUGGGCCAUUCCAGACUACCUCAUAAACGACGAAACCUUCCUCACAACUGUCGAAGAGUAUGGAAGGAACACCCUGAAGGAAAUCGAGGAAAGUGAACCUCCCACACAUGGCAGAAUCCAAGCCAAAUUCCCAAACUUCCUGAGGGAGACAGUAAACCUAGCGCGCAAGCUUGCCAAAGCGAAAAGCAGGAAGAUAAACUCGACGCUAGCCAGACUAGAGAAAAGACGAAACAAAGCGAUAGCCCAACUUCAUGUGAAUGCACACCACCUCGAAGAAAAACAAUACCAAAUAAUGGCCCUUACCGAGAGAAUCCGAGAAGUCGAAAAUACCAAACAAGCUAGAAACAGUACCACAGCAAGCAUGAACAGAAAAGUGUACGCUGAAUCCAUUAAUAAAUAUUGGUGCAACUGGGGUAAAGAUAAAAAGCCGAGAGACACAAUACAUGAAAUGAAAAUCCCGCAAUCAAACCCAACCCAAUACACUACCGACUCCUCCGAAAUGGCAACACUAGCAGCAGACUACUACAACUCAGUCCAAUUAAAAGACCUAAAUGCCACCCCCCCUGAAGAAAGAGAGACACAGAUAAAACAACACCUAUCAAACCUCCAACACAUCUCAGACACAACAGCUGCCCCCAUGACCACCCUAAUCAGUUAUGAAGAGGUCGCCCAAGCCCUGAAACAGUCCCAAACGGAAGAGCUCCAGGCCUGA